CCUACUAGUCGUCGGAGAGCCGAGAGAAGUGCGUAUCGACCGGUCGCAUCCUGCGGAGAACCCGAGUCUAUUCUCGUCCGUACGUCGGGCAUAUUUGCAUCGUUCACGUGAUAGAGCGCGUUCCCCGAGGAGGAAGCCGAGAAACCGUAGCUGAAAAGAAUCGACGAGUUCUACCGAGAAGUCGCGGUGAGCAUCAGCUGACAUUUUUCUGGCCCUCGGCUGCUUGAACGCCUACAUCGAUAGCGCACGCCGAUCGGAGUCUCCGUCGAAGAGGAGUAGGACUGCGCGGGAGAAAGAGAAAUCGAGAUAGAAAAGAGAAAAGUAUAUGAAGGGCGAUCUGAGCAACAGUGACCUCGGCUCAAAUUCUAAGCGCAUCUCGCAGAGCAGAAACGCGAGGUUGGUGAAAUCGGAGCGAGGUGGCCGCUAUUACUAUGUAAAUUUUCAGCGGGCGUAUUUGUUUGCGCGCGCGCGCACUGUCGCCAACGAGCAACGACAUUAAGCAGCUACGGCAGCAGCAACAUCGUCGUCGAUAGUAUCGGGAGGCACGGGCACGAGCGAGAGGGAAUCGCACGGCACGCCGCAAAGUAGAGACCCGGUCUUUUCUCUGACAAAUUCCAAGGAAGCCCGCAAACUGGCUCCGGAAGUGAGGAUAAAGCAAAUUGGAAUGAGGGAGGACCUGCUAUCUAUAAUACGGCACACGAGCAGCGACCACUUCUCGGAAGAGCUUUAGCCGGGAGCUUGACCCAGGAAGUAGAGACGCGGCGAGCCGAGCCCAGGCUUGGAGGCGACAAUUCGCGGCUGAUCCGCGCGAUAGAGUAGAGGCGGCUCUCGCUCUCGUUGGCGGGUUUCUUUUUAUUUGGAGCGGCUGCGGCUCCACGUAAAUCGGGCUUCCUAUUUGCUCCGAUGGUCCUCGGUAUUAUUUUCAAAUCGAUCAUAAUUUCGUUGUUGUCGUCGUCGAAAGAAGAGGAAAGGGAGAGCCGAAUACCCGGAAGACCGAUUGUUCUACGUAAUACGGGUUUCUCGGUUAUGCCCUGGGUCGCCGCAUGUUUCGAUCUGCUGGCGGCUCCCUUACUGGGUUACUGUCUCACGAUCAGGAAACUGGCCCUGCAAGCCGGUCUUCUGCAGGAGAAAAAAAGCGAUCUCGCCGUGAGGCAGACGCCUAACACGGAGAUACCCUUGAACGCUGACACCACCAUCACCACCAACACCAUCAUGGCCCCCAACGCGGAAGAGCGUCAAGAUCCCGGCAAAGAGAAGGUCGCAGGGAGAAUCUCAGGACCAGCGAAGUCAUCGCGCAAAUUUGUGGGAGUUGUCGUAGCCAUUUGCGGUUUACCGGCUCGCGGAAAAAGCCAAAUCGGGCAGAGCCUUGCUCGCAGACUCAUUUGGAAUGGUGUAACCACAAAAGUAUUCCGCGUGAGUGAUUACCGUAGGAAACGAUUCGAACCCCAUAUAUCACACGAAUAUUUCCGGCCGGAUAAUGCGGCAAACAAUGCGUUAAUUGCUCUCGCUCAGAGAGAUGCCAUGCAGGAUUGCGCGGCAUGGCUUACAUCUGGAAAUACCGUAGCGAUCCUGGACGCUAUGCUGAUUACACGAGCGCAACGCGCGGAGGUCUACGAUUACUUCUCAGGCCAGCUCGGUUACCGCGUUCUCUUCAUCGAAUGUGUCUGCGACGACGCCGAAGUCCUCGAGUACAACCAACAAGAAAUCGUGAGACAUUGCGCUGACUACGCGGGAGUGGACGCCGCUCUGGCCGCGGAGGAUCUGCGUUCAAAAAUUGCUUUUUACGCUGGGUUAUAUGAACCUAUGAAUGACAGAACUUAUCCCAGGAUCAAGAUCGACACCGGUACUAUGGAUAUCGAGACUUGUAAAGUGUCCGGUCAUAUUGAAACCAACGUGCUUGGAUACCUCGGAGACAUCUCCCUCAAACCCCACACUCUUUACUUCUCGAGACACGGCGAAAGCGAGUACAACGUGGUCGGUAAAAUCGGCGGCGACACGGUAUUAAGCGCCAGAGGUGAACGUUACGCUCAAGCGUUGUCAAACAAGUUCAAUGCCAUGCAUAUUCCCGAUCUUCGGGUUCUCACCAGCCGCCUUCGCAGAACGAUCGCAACGGCGCGCGGUAUCGAAGCCCCUCAAGAGCACGUGGCCGCUUUGAAUGAACUUCACGCGGGGGUGUGCGAGGGCCUCUCUUACGAAGAGAUGCAGGAGCAAUAUCCGCAGGAGUUCGCUUGGCGCGAUCAGGACAAGUUGCGUUAUCGUUAUCCGUGGGGCGAGAGUUACAUCGACGCAAUGCAACGCGUCGAGCCGGUAAUUGCCGAGCUGCAACGCUCCAACAACGUUCUCGUGGUGUCACAUCAGGCGAUAUUGCGCUGCAUCAUCGGAUUCUUCCUCGAUAAGAAGCCCGAGGAGCUGCCCUACAUGGACGUGCCGCUGCACACGAUAAUCUGCAUCACCAGCCAGGGUUACAAUUACAAGCUCGAGUUCUUCAAGCUGCCGAUCGAGUGCGUGAACACGACUCGCGUCAAGCCGAAGAACUGCAGCGGCGACCGUACAGCUGCCGACGCUCUGCUCACCGUUCCAGCGCACUUCGAUAUACCGGACCCCUGGAGAAACCCCGGCAACGGGCCUACUCUCGUGCAGCAGCACUAAGAGAACCGCGAGCGACCCGUUUCGAAAGUGACGUAAAUCAAAUUUUGAAACACGACGCGAGUUUGAGCCCUGAAGAGAACAGUAGUACAAAUCGAUCGAUACAUGAUUUUAUGUAUGGGGUAUCAGAGAAUUUUACAAUCGGUUGAAGGAAAUAAAAUAAAAAAGGUAAUAUAUUAUCAAUUUAUAUAAAUAAAUCUUAUUUAUAAUAUAUUUUUUGAGAUUAAGGAUUGAUAAGAUCUUCAAGAGUUGAUUUACGUCACAAUUGAAACAAGGCAUUCUUCUUCGCUUAAUUACCCUAAUAAUUAGCUGUAUACUCGCGGCGCUAUAAAAGAUUAUUUACUUGUUUGUAAUUCUGGAAUUUACUAUUAUUAUGAAGGAAAAUUAGACCACUGUCGUCAUUGAUGUUCGUAAUGGCAACUACAUGAGACGAUUUUGUUCAUCUUCACGCGUAGUAUCUCGCAAAGGCACGAUGCGUUUUGACUUAAUUUUACUUACAUCAAAGUGCGAAUGCAAAAGUCUGUACUGAUUUCAAGAGUUCUUUUAUGUAAUAGAGAAACUCGCAGAUUUUAUGGCAUAAAUGUCUUUGAUACUUAGUCGACAAUAUUAUGUGUACGCCCGGACCGACGUUGACAAUAGGUCUAUGAUAUCCCGGUAGGAUAAUAUACCCCUUUUUGAUAGCUAGCAAUUGGAAGCCCAUGACUCGAGCCCUCUACGUAUCGCGGGACUCAUAGUUUUGUCGAUAGUUUAUAGCAUUAUUCGAACCAUAGUACGCUCAUGGUAGCUCAUAGAUUGAGACAUAUUACCUGUUGUGCUAAACAUACGCACAGAUUUGUAUAUAGAACGAAAUGGGGAGUUGAUGUUGAAAACUGUUUGUGAUAGAGAAAUAGUAGCGCGUAGAUACUGUCACCGUGGUUGACGCGCAUAUAAAUUACCGUAUCUUUUCGUAUCUCAGCAUUUUUAAAAUUUCUUUUUCUCUCAAAAUAUAUUACGAAACUUUUAUUCCGUGGUGUGAUCAUUUUUAUCAAAUUGAACAAUCUUUUUUAUCGUCACGUUUUAUCGCUUGAGUGUCAUCGAAUUAACGAUUAUAUCGAAAGACGUAAAAAGUAAUAGACACGUUCGGAUAUAUGCGCAUCGACAAAUAUAAUUUGCAUAUAUCGAUUGAUUUUGAGCCUUAAUUAUCCGGCCUUUUACAUGAUACGAUCAAAACAGUAAAAAAUUUAUCUGGGUACUCUAAGAACUUAUAUUUUUAUAAACGAUAGAGAUAUUAGAUGUAAUUAUAUUUACUUUCUUUAUAGCGACUAAUUCGUUUUGUAUUUUGACCAGCAAUGCAGUAUGUUUAUAAUUAUUCAUAAUUUCUAAUAAUCUAUAAAUAUUCAAUAUAUUAUUUUAUAUAUAAACAAAUAUACAGAUAUUUAAUUAUAGAUGAACUCUUUGCAACGAAAUGAAUGAUCGAAAAAGAAUCUUAACACCGAAAUCACUUAUCAUCACUGUCGGAGACAUAAACUAGUUUAUUAGCUAAAACUGUUAUGAAUUAUGGCUAUCUUCAAACAAUGAGAAAGAGAGCUUAUUAUCUUUUGCGAAACUUUAUAAACUUUUUGCGAGAUGAUUAUUGCGAUUAUUGUAUACAAUGAUUCAAACGUGUUGAUAGAGAAUUUUAUCCUUACUACUAAAUCUUUUUAUCGAAACGAAUUCUUCUGUUGCAUAUACAUUUGUAAAUUACGUCUAUUUAAAUUCGGUAUAUUAUUUUACAGACUUGUUAAAAUGACUUGUUAUUUUUAGCAUAUAUUUAUAAAUGCAAUAUAAUAUACGCAGGAAAGCGGACAUGCAUUUUGGAUGAUUUAAAUCAAGGGUUGUAUUAAAUUCGUGAAGUAGAAUUCAAAGUCCUGCUGUGAGUUUGCUAUAAUUUCCUACGUAACUAAAACGUUACUCCGGCUAAACAAGGGAAACUUCGCGAACUAACGUACACAAAUUAAUCCUUAAAGGUCGUUGAUCCAUUGAUAUUUUAUCGUUGUAUUUUAGGAUAGUUUAUUGCAUAAACACGCAUAAUAUUUGUUUAGACGUGAACACGAAGUUCUUCAGGAUUCAACGCGAUGCUAAGCUACGAAUCUGACAUUCGCGCUUCCGAGGAUUAGUUCGAUAAUUUGCUUGCUUUAGGGAAAACAAUUUACGUGUGCUAUGUAUAUCUUCCUUUUUUUGGCUGCGUUCGGAAACGUCACCCGGGUAUACUCCCUUCUCCUUCUAACUCGCUGAGAUAGAAAGAGAAGGGAGUAUACUUGUGUGCACUCGGGUGACGUUUUCGACCGCAGCCUUUGAAUAACAAGUCGAUCUAGUCGAUCUUCCGAUGUUUCGACUACUACACAUUUUGUGACUCUAUACACGCUUGAACGCCGCGAGAGGUAAAUUAUAAUUUGUAAUAUGUAUAUGGUUAAGAUGUAUUUUAUUCAUAGUUUGAAAACUUUAGAAUUUUUUAUUUGUACACUCUGAAUAAACUUUUUUUUACAAAA
Temnothorax curvispinosus is the source of this 5153-nucleotide messenger RNA. Its product is annotated as 6-phosphofructo-2-kinase/fructose-2,6-bisphosphatase-like. Bases 904 to 2649 code for a protein of 581 amino acids. Gene Ontology annotation, molecular function: ATP binding; fructose-2,6-bisphosphate 2-phosphatase activity; 6-phosphofructo-2-kinase activity. The record is from RefSeq and is a predicted model, not a curated record. Gene Ontology annotation, cellular component: cytosol. Gene Ontology annotation, biological process: fructose metabolic process; fructose 2,6-bisphosphate metabolic process. The transcript is spliced from 6 exons. NCBI's taxonomy places the organism in Eukaryota, Metazoa, Arthropoda, Insecta, Hymenoptera, Formicidae.